AUGGAUAUGGUUACAGUGGCCCAGCUCAGGGAAGGUGCCGUUCCUGUCGCGGCUCGUCCAGUGAAGAACAAUGCAGAAGCCAAUGGCAACGACGACGGUGAUGGCAAUCCCAAAGCAAAGAAACGGAGGAUCAACUACGGCAAGAUGUGGUGUCCCUACUGCGGAAAGAAGGGGCACGUUUCCAAGGCUAGCAAGAAGUGCACUGCUGACUUGGCUUCCCCUCAAAAGUACAACAAAGCUGAUGGCUCUGAAUUGGUUGUUGUCACUCCUGGAGGAGCUGCAGCAACUACCCCCAUUGCUGCUGCUGCUACAACACCCUCUAGUGCUACAAAUGAUGAUGCUGUGGAGGUUGGAUUGUGGGACCAGUUGCCCUUGGAAUCCACCAACGAAGAGGAUGAACAGGACGAUUUGACCAACGCCAUCUAA
Messenger RNA from Seminavis robusta, 426 nucleotides. The record is from the annotation of a GenBank genome assembly. Lineage: Eukaryota; Bacillariophyta; Bacillariophyceae; Naviculales; Naviculaceae.